Messenger RNA from Ceutorhynchus assimilis (cabbage seed weevil), 1253 nucleotides. Lineage: Eukaryota; Metazoa; Arthropoda; Insecta; Coleoptera; Curculionidae. The record is from the annotation of a GenBank genome assembly.
CCCGGGCGUCUGUGAAAACUCCCGAAGAGUUGCCGCGAUCCAAGUCCCGUAGCGACCUGAAAGUUUUCUCGAAAGUUUUCUGAAGUGAACUUUUUUGCGAAUUGAUCAGCUAUAUUGGGAACAUCUAGUUUACAACCAGACGAGAAUUCAUUAUAGCAAUAAACCAACCUUUGGACGAUGUCAUUUCUCAAGUCCGUGUAAUGAACUUCGCGAUGUGGAACUCCACCGAUAGUCCCUCGAUGGAACUCGACAAUGCCUGGAAUCUGACCGGCACCUACGCAGAACGAAAUUUCAACCAGACUGCCCCAGCCACAAAUAAUACGUUCCCGAAUAUUCAAAUUUACACUAGCAGGAACAUUUGCAUAAUUCUAGUGUAUAUUAUUUUGUUUCUAAUUGCUGCUGUUGGUAACUUGACUGUUUUCAUAUCGUUGUUUCGGUCCAGGCAUAGGAAAUCUAGGAUAUCGUUGAUGAUACGCCAUUUGACUGUGGCGGAUUUGAUAGUUACGUUUGUGAUGAUACCUAUAGAGGUUGGCUGGCGUUUGACCGGUAGAUGGAUGGCAGGCAACGUAGCCUGUAAAAUAAUUCAGUUUAUGCGAGCCUUGGGACCUUAUUUGAGCAGUAAUGUCCUGGUAUGCAUUUCAUUGGACCGGUACUUUGCUGUAAUGUAUCCUCUAAGAGUAAAUGUUGCUAGAAAACGAGGAAAACUGAUGCUACUUGCUGCUUGGGGAGCUAGUCUUGUGUAUUGUCUUCCACAGUGCUUUGUAUUCAACUUGCGAUCCCACCCACAAAAUCCAGACUUCAAGCAGUGCGUCACAUUUGGAUCGUUCCCUAACGAAUUUUUGGAAUUGGCCUACAACCUUUCCUGUAUUCUAUUUUUAUACUUUAUUCCUCUCUCGGUCAUCGUCGUAGCUUAUAGCUGUAUUCUAGCUGAAAUAUCUAGAACGUCAAAGUCGCAUAAUAAUAAGAGCAAAGCUGUAGACCAGGCAAACGGAAAACUACGAUUACGAAGAUCAGACACAAAAAAUAUUGAAAGAGCAAGAAGUAGAACCUUAAGAAUGACCGUAACUAUAGUAGUAAUCUACAUAUUUUGCUGUACUCCGUAUACAAUGAUGACAUUAUGUAAACACCGCUCUGACGAUACGACGAUCCCUCAAUAUGCAGAUGUAGCAGUUUGAUGUGGUUGGCAAGAAUAUGAAAAAUGUAAAAUGUACGGAGUUUCAGAAUAAGAUAACAACAGGUCGAGCAAGGGUAAA